This is a messenger RNA of Lotus japonicus, 3072 nucleotides long. RefSeq lists its product as uncharacterized. The record is from RefSeq and is a predicted model, not a curated record. NCBI's taxonomy places the organism in Eukaryota, Viridiplantae, Streptophyta, Magnoliopsida, Fabales, Fabaceae. The coding region runs from base 155 to 2716 and encodes 853 amino acids. The transcript has 2 exons.
CAAUUAGGAUCUUCCCUAGCAUUUUGAUAGAUAGAGAGGUCAUUGUACAUGGUGGUUGUGUCUUUUCAUAUUCAAAUUCCAAAACUCCACUCACAGUCACAGUCUCAGCUAGGUGACAGAGCAACAUAUUGAGAGUUGAGACAACUGGGAAUAUAUGGAUUGCAACAAAGAUGAGGCAGCUAGGGCCAAGGAAAUAGCUGAGAAGAAAUUUUCUCUCAGGGAAUAUGCUGGUGCAAAAAAGUUUGCUCUCAAGGCUCUAAAUUUGUAUCCUGCACUGGAGGGUGUUCCCCAGUUUCUGUCAAUUCUGAAUGUUUAUAUCUCUGCUGAGAAUAAAAUAAAUGGACAAAUGGAUUGGUAUGGUAUACUUGGAGUGGAUCCCUUUGCUGAUGAGGAGACAAUUAGAAAGAAAUACAGGGUAUUGGCUCUCAGUCUUCACCCUGACAAAAAUAGGUCUUUAGGUGCAGAGGGUGCAUUUAAGCUUGUUUCAGAGGCAUGGAGCUUACUAUCUGAUAAGGCCAAGAGACUAGCAUACAACAACAUCAGGAGUGUGGGUGGACUUCAGCAUAAUGCUCCCAACCAUGUUGGGGCUCAAUCAAAAGCACCCAGUUCAAAUGGUUCUAAUAAUCCUAAGAAGAAUGCAACCUCAAAUGUGGGUGGACCUCAGCAUAAUGCUCCCAACCAUGUUGGGGCUCAAUCAAAAGCACCCAGUUCAAGUGGUUCUAAUAAUCCUAAGAAGAAUGCAACCUCAGAUGGGAGAACUGGAAAUAAUAAUGCCCGGGCACCACCUUCACCCUCCAUUCCUCGUCCACAUAAAAUGUCGGGUACCUUUUGGAGUUCCUGUAGUCGUUGCAAGGUACAUUUUGAGUAUCUCAGGGUUUAUUUGGAUCAAAUUCUCCUAUGUCCCAAUUGUAAGGAAGCUUUUAAGGCUAUAGAGAAGAGUCCGCCUCCUAAUGCUGUUAAGUCAUCUAAUUCGGCUUCUCGGAAACAUGAUCAGAAGUCUCAACAUCAUGCUGGAAAGAAUCACCCCAUCAAUCCGGGAAGAACUUCUGCAGUUUCUCAAGACAAGAAAUCCAGCAGUUCUGCAGGCAUGUCUUCUUUUAACAAUACAAGCUUCCAGCGCGGUCCUCCCUCAAGAAUGCCUGGUUUUGUUGGUGCAGAUGGAUCGUCGUCUGUUACUGCUGCAAGUAAGCAGCAUUCAAGCAAGAAAAGAAAAUUUGAAGGAGCUGCAUCAAUUACUUCGCGGGAGAAGAAUCACCCCAUCAAUCUGGGAAGAACUUCUGCAGUUUCUCAAGACAAGAAAUCCAGCAGUUCUGCAGGCAUGCCUUCUUUUAACAAUACAAGCUUCCAGCGUGGUCCUCCCUCAAGAAUGCCUGGUUUUCUUGGUGCAGAUGGAUCGUCGUCUGUUACUGCUGCAAGUUUUAAGAAGCAAUCAGGCGAGAAAAGAAGAAAAUUUGAAGGAGCCGCAUCAAUUGCUGCGCGGGAGAAGAAUAACAUGUAUAAGGCGUCUGAUGGUUCUUUUAGUAACGUUGAAACCCCUAUGGAGAAAAUAAGGAUAGAUGAUAUUCACUUGUACAGGGCAAAUCAUAUGACCAUGCGAGAUGGAGCAACCAGUUUGGGAUCUGGAAAACCUAACAUGGGAACAGAAAGGACUUAUGGAUUUCCAGGUGUAGCUAUAAAGCAUCACAUGAGAGAGUUGUCCCUUUUUGAGACAAGGACCAUGUUGAUCAAUAAAGCACAGUUUGAAAUUCGCAAGAAACUUCAAGAAUGGAGAUCAGCAGCUCAAGCUAAGGCUAGAAAGAAUGACAAAGGACAUAUAAGGCAGAAAAGCACAUUUGAUGAGAAAACAACUGGCCCAGAGAAGCAUGGAGGCUCCAAUUUUGAUAGUAAUAAUUAUAUGAAAUGUGAUUCUAUUGGUGAAAGUGUAAAGAAGAAGCAAGCAUAUGUUGCUAUCAGUGUUCCAGAUCCUGAUUUUCACAACUUUGACCUGGAUAGAUCUGAAAAUUCCUUUGAGGAGGACCAGGUUUGGGCUGCUUAUGAUGAUGAUGAUGGAAUGCCUCGAUUUUAUGCUAGAAUUCACAAGGUGAUCUCCGCGAAGCCGUUUAGAAUACAGAUCAGUUGGCUUAACUCUCGAAGCAACAGUGAAUUGGGCCCAAUGAACUGGGUAGGUUCUGGUUUUUACAAAACUUGUGGGGAUUUCAGGCUUGGCAGGCAUGAGAUAACUGAAUCAUUAAAUUCAUUUUCACACAAGGUAAGGUGGACAAAAGGCAGAGGAGUUUUUCGCAUCUUUCCCGGAAAGGGGGAAAUCUGGGCACUCUAUAAGAACUGGUCUCUUGAUUGGAAUGAAAACACUCCGGAUGAAGUGGUACACAAGUAUGAUAUGGUGGAGGUGCUUCAAGAUUUCAGUGAGGAGGAAGGUGUUUUAGUUGCUCCACUUGUUAAGGUUAACGGUUUCAAGACGGUGUUUCGCAGGCACAGCCAUGGUCAGGUAAGGAAAAUUCCUAAAGUGGAGAUGUUCUGCUUCUCUCAUCAGGUUCCGAGUUAUUCGCUGACAGGACAAGAAUCUCAUAAUGCUCCGAAGGGCUGUCGAGAGUUGGAUCCAGCAGCCACUCCUUUGGACCUCCUUCAGGCAACAACAGAAGCUGAUGAAGCAUUGGAUAAUGUUGGGAAAUCGAAGGAAGACAAAAUGCCCAGUUCAUCUGAAAAAUGUGUUUGUUAAGGGUAGUAUGCUUCAAAACCUAGUACAGAAGAUAUAUUUUAGAUGAGGAUGGUAGACAGAAAAAGGAUGAUAGAUGAUACCUAAAGUAUAGAAAAGUAAUGUGACUGAUGAUGCAAAAUGCAAAUAGGCUUAAGACAUUAAUUUCAAGAUUGAUGAAGAUAUACUUUCAUAGGUUACUAUUGAUUUUGUAAGCCUGACCAUAGUUUUUUUUGGUGCCAUAAUUGAUUGGGUUCACAGCAUUUGGAUUUUGCUAUAUAAUUUUGAGACUCGUUAUUCAUAUAGGUAUGUAUACUUGAAUGCAAUGUGAAUGAAUUCUCAUCUUAACUUUUUAUCUUAAUGUGGUUGCUAACAUCAAA